AUGGCCGUCAUCGAACUCGAUUCUCUCGAGUCUUCGGGCGCAGGCCCCAGCCCCUCAACAUUGCGAUAUCGUCGGCAGAGUGCGCAUGACAGGCCUCCUGGUGACGCUGAGCGCCACCCUCCUUCAACGCCUCCUUCGACGCUGGCAGUGGCGACCGGUCUCGGCCUCCUCACGACCUUCACUCUCCCACCAAAAUAUGACCACCUUUCUAUCAUCUCCCGUCUGUGGCUACAGAGCCGCGUCAUCGAUCCUCCCCCCAGCACCUCGGAGGAUAAGGAUCAAGUUGAGUUCGCGUCGGCCGGACAAGCGCGCAGGAUCUCCUGGCGCAACUUGAAGAUCGGGGUGGAUAUUUUUCGUCUCCUUGGCCCUCGGACUGCAGGGCUUAUCCUCCACUACCGCAACGUGCUGGCACUCCCAUCCUUCGUAUAUCUCGUUUCGGUGGUUGUGGACGGCGUUCUGCCUACUGCUGCCCUCUGGGCGUCAGGCCAGAUGCUCGACCUCGUCGAGAAGAGCUUUGCAGGCUCGCCGGCGACGUGGGCGACGGCUUUGCGCAUCGCAGCGAUGACUAUCAGCUUCGAAGUGCUCAACUACAUGUCCAGCGACGUGUUUAACUCAUGCUACGACUUUUUACGCUCGUUCACCCAGUACCACCUGGAGCGCCUGCACAUGAGCGCAGUGCUCAACCACACCGUGGCCAUCCAAGAGGACGAGACGUUCAUGGCAGUCGUGUGCGAAGCCGGUGUUUUCGCUGGGGUCGACAGCAUGCACGGGAUCGAGUGUCCUCCGCACGACGCGUGGUGGAUGGUUAGCUCAGUGGGCGAGCUGGUAUCCACAAGCAUUGAGCUUGGCCUGCAGACAGCACUCGUUUUCGGCACACUGCGGACAGCGAUGCAGGGAUCGAGCUUCUCUGUCGGCAACUCGAUCCUCAUCGGCCUCUCCCUUGCACCUUUGUGCUUCAGCAUACUCUCUGACAAGUUGACUGAUUGGUUCCCUCCUUACUGGCUCCGUGACCCGGUGGGCGACUUCGCUGCCGAGAGGGAACUGUCGACCUAUCGCGAGUUUGUGGAUGGACAACACCGCGAGGAGCUCAUCCUCUUCAAUCUCAAACCCUACAUCCUUCAGCGGUGGGACAAGCUCAGCAAAGCCCCACAGGGCAUGUCAUGGAACUACGACUCGUCGUUCUGGAUCCAGUUGAGCCGCCUCGCCGUCAGCGAGCUCAUUACAAACGCGUUCUACGUGCUGCUGGCAGUCCGCGCCAUUCCAUCAACAUUGACGCUGGGUGCAAUUCACCUCCACCGCUCGAGCGCGGAGCAAAUGCAUUCUACCAUUCGACGCUUCAAGUGGAAACUCGACGUCACCUGGCAGCUGCCGUACUUCCUCGCGGCCAUGUUCGCAUCGCAGGAGGGUCCAAUCAAGCGCGGCCCGCAGCUUAACUACGAGCGACAUCGACGGCCCGGAGGGAUGCGGCUUGAGGCCCGUGACCUAGGCCUGACGUACGAUGGCACCACGCCAACCCUGCGCGACAUCAACAUUACCGUGGAGCCUGGAGAGUCGCUCGCUGUCGUCGGCUUCAACGGAAGUGGCAAGACGACGCUCGUACGUGCACUUCUCGGCCUCCACAGCCACUCUGGCACACUUCUCAUCAAUGACAUUCCAUUUGAGGAUUUCGAUACUGCGACCCUACAUUUCCGCAUGUCGUGUCUCUUCCAGGACUACGACCGCUACAACCUCCCGGUGAGGCAGAACGUGGGCUUUGGCAAUACAGACAAGAUGGAGAACGAUGAGGCCCUCAAUAGUGCACUGGAGCGAGGCGGUGCCUCUACUGUCGUGCAGGGAAUUGGGGGUCUGGAUCGAUGGCUCUCCUCUUUUAGCGCUCGACGUCAUGGUCACGGGUCCAACAAGAUGGAUGGCGGUGCACUGGCUACGCCAUUGGCUGCCAACAGUGGCGCUGCGACACCCGCAGCCGAUACCAACACUGACUCGAAAGUGAUCUCUGCAAUCGAUUCGAACGGUGCCGUGGUGGUGUCAACGUCUGCCUCACAGACAGACGGCCCUGUGGCGUCCGAGUCUAAUGGCGAUUCCAACAGUGACAAUCCCGCGAUGCUGAGUGGUGGCCAGUGGCAGCGGAUUGCGCUAGCGCGUGCUUUCCUGCGGCAUGGUGAAACAGAUCUGAUAGUCCUGGACGAGCCAUCGGCAUCUCUCGACGCGCGUACGGAAAAGGAGCUAUUUGACACAGUACACUCACUGACCAAGCGUGGUGAGAACGGCCGCACGACCUGCAUCUUCAUCUCGCAUCGAUUCGCCACUGUGAAGAAGGCAUCUAAAAUUGCAUUUGUCGAGGAAGGGAGGAUAGUCGAACACGGAACCCACGCCGAGCUCAUGGAAUUUGGUGGACGAUACGCCGAAAUGUACAAUAUCCAGAAGUCGGCGUUUGACGAUUAG
Messenger RNA from Cutaneotrichosporon cavernicola, 2442 nucleotides. RefSeq lists its product as uncharacterized. The transcript has 9 exons. NCBI's taxonomy places the organism in Eukaryota, Fungi, Basidiomycota, Tremellomycetes, Trichosporonales, Trichosporonaceae. The record is from RefSeq and is a predicted model, not a curated record. The coding region runs from base 1 to 2442 and encodes 813 amino acids. Gene Ontology annotation, molecular function: ATP hydrolysis activity; ATPase-coupled lipid transmembrane transporter activity; ATP binding.